Messenger RNA from Staurois parvus, 612 nucleotides. Lineage: Eukaryota; Metazoa; Chordata; Amphibia; Anura; Ranidae. The record is from the annotation of a GenBank genome assembly.
UCCCCUCCAGUCUUGCACAGGUGUACAGGCUCCUCCCCUUCAGUCUUGUACAGGUGCACAGCUCCUCCCCUUCAGUCUUGCACAGGUGUACAGGCUACUCCCCUUCAGUCUUGCACAGGUUACCGGCUCCUCCUCUUCAGUCUUGCACAGGUGUACCGGCUCCUCCCCUCCAGUCUUGCACAGGUGUAUCGGCUCCUCCCCUCCAGUCUUGCACAGGUGUACUGGCUCCUCCCCUUCAGUCUUGCAAAGGUGUACCGGCUCCUCCCCUCCAGCUUGCACAGGUGUACCGGCUCCUCCCCUUCAGGCUUGCACAGGUGUACCGGCUCCUCCCCUCCAGCCUUGCACAGGUGUAACGAGUCCUCCCCUUCAGUCUUGCACAGGUGUACCGGCUCCUCCCCUCCAGCCUUGCACAGGUGUACUGGCUCCUCCCCUCCAGCCUUGCACAGGUGUACCGGCUCCUCCCCUUCAGGCUUGCACAGGUGUACCGGCUCCUCCCCUUCAGGCUUGAACUGGUGUACGGCUCCUCCCCUUCAGGCUUGCACAGGUGUACCGAGCUCCUCCCCUUCAGGCUUGCACAGGUGUACUGGCUCCUCCCCUUGAAUCAGGGAAGGC